This is a messenger RNA of Serinus canaria (Common canary), 11231 nucleotides long. It is a transcript of the gene CSMD2, whose product is annotated as CUB and Sushi multiple domains 2. The transcript has 71 exons. The record is from RefSeq and is a predicted model, not a curated record. Lineage: Eukaryota; Metazoa; Chordata; Aves; Passeriformes; Fringillidae.
CUUGGUUCAUUCCAGCUGCAGAAGCUCAGAGCCUUCCAUGCGGUGGGAUUUUUUUUUUUCCUCCUCCCGGGCUGAAGAAAAUUAAGGGGAAAAAAAAAAUACAUCAAAAUCACAAGCCUGACCCGCUUCCCCCUCACCUCCCCCCUCCUCCUUCCUUUCUCCUCUUCAUCCAGCCGAGCCGAGGACUAUCCCAAUCGCCGAGGGGAAGGAAAAAAGGGGGAAAAACCCAAGAGCGGCGAGCAGCGGACCCCCAGCCCGCCCCAUUGGUGCCGCUGCCCUUUGACAUGCAACCUUCCUUGCGAUGGCACCGGCCGGGAUGCAGCUGCAGCCUCGGAAGGCACUGCUGGCAGCUGGGCAUGGUGGCACUGCUGGCGGCCGAGGGCAGCGCCUGGAGCCGGGCACUGCUGCUCUCGCUGGGGCUGCUGGCAGGAUCGGCCAUGGCCCAGAACUGCAGCCACACCUUGCAGGGCCCAAACGGGACAAUACAGAGCCCAGGCUUUCCCUACGGAUACCCCAAUUAUGCAAACUGCACGUGGACAAUCACUGCUGAGGAGCAGAACAGGAUACAGCUCGUUUUCCACUCCUUUGCACUGGAGGAAGACUUUGAUGUUUUAUCCAUCUACGACGGGCUGCCUGAGCAGGGGAAUCUGAGAACGAGGCUGACAGGAUUCCAGCUGCCUGCUCCCAUCGUCAGCACUGGCCUGGUGCUGUCCCUGUGGCUCGUCAGUGACUACGCCGUGAGUGCCCAAGGCUUCCAGGCCAGCUACGAGGCCCUGCCCAGCCACACCUGCGGGAACCCGGGCCGGCUGCGGAACGGGGUGCAGCAGGGAACCACCUUCAGCAUCGGGGACAGGGUCAGGUACAGCUGCAACCCCGGCUUCUUCCUGGAGGGCCACGCCCUGCUCACCUGCCAGGCCAGCUCAGGACAAGGAGCCUCCUGGGAUUUCCCUCUCCCCGUCUGCAGAGCCGACGACGCCUGCGGAGGGACCCUGCGGGGCCAGAGCGGGAUCAUCUCCAGCCCUCACUUCCCCCUGGAGUAUGGCAACAAUGCCGACUGCACCUGGACCAUCCUGGCCGAGCCUGGGGACACCAUUGCCCUGGUGUUCAUGGAUUUUCAGCUGGAGGAUGGAUAUGAUGUUCUGGAAGUUGCUGGCACGGAGGGAUCCUCGCUCUGGUUCACCGGGAUGAAUUUGCCCGCCCCGGUGAUCAGCAGCAAAAAUUGGCUGAGGCUGCACUUCACCUCUGAUGGCAACCACAGGCAGAAGGGCUUCAGUGCCCAGUACCAAGUCAAGAAGCAGAUGGAGCUCAAGUCCAGAGGGGUGAAGCUGAUGCCCAGCAAGGACAACAACCAGAAGACAUCUGUGUUAACUCAGGUUGGUGUGUCCCAGGGACAUAAUUUGUGUCCAGACCCUGGGAUUCCCGAGAGAGGCAAAAGGAUAGGCAACGAUUUCAGGCUGGGCUCCAGCAUCCAGUUCUCCUGCAACGAGGGCUACGACCUGCAGGGCUCCAAGAGCAUCACCUGCAAGAGAGUCAGCGACAUCAUCGUGGCCUGGAGCGACCACCGGCCCGUCUGCAGAGCCAGGAUGUGUGACACCUACCUGCGCGGGCCCAGCGGUGUCAUCACCUCGCCCAACUACCCCGUGCAGUACGACAACAACGCCUACUGCGUCUGGGUCAUCACCGCCCUCAACCCCGCCAAGGUGAUCAAGCUCACCUUCGAGGAGUUCGAGCUGGAGAGAGGCUACGACACGCUGACCGUGGGGGAUGGGGGCCAGGUGGGAGACCAGAAAUCCGUGCUCUAUGUGUGAGUACCAAUUCUCCCUGCGGGAAUGCACCUGGCCAGGUGGGGCUGGGGCUUGGCAGGCAGGGAUCUGGGGGGAUCCAGUGGUUUUAGGGCUUUUCUUAGCAAGAUCGACCAGGGCAGCUGUGGUGACCCCGGUGUCCCCGCCUUCGGCCGCCGCGAGGGCUCGCGCUUCCGCCACGGGGACACGCUGCACUUCCAGUGCCAGCCCGCCUUCGAGCUCAAGGGCCACAGGAGCAUCACCUGCCAAAAGAGCAGCCAGUGGUCUGCUCAGAAACCUGUGUGUGUUUUUUCCUGCUUUUUCAACUUCACCAGCCCGUCGGGGACCGUGCUGUCCCCCAACUACCCCGAGGAGUACGGGAGCAGCCUGCACUGCGUGUGGCUGAUCAUCGCCAACCCCGAGAGCAGGAUCCACCUGGCCUUCAACGACUUCGACGUGGAGCCCCAGUUCGACUUCCUGGCCGUCAAGGACGGUGGCACGGCCGAGUCACCCGUGCUGGGCACCUUCUCAGGGAGCCACAUCCCCUCCUCGCUGACCAGCAGCGGCCACGUGGCCAGGCUGGAGUUCCAGACUGACCACUCCAUGGAGAAAAGGGGCUUCAACAUCACCUUCACCACGUUCCGGCACAACGAGUGCCCGGACCCCGGCGUGCCGGUGAACGGGAAGCGCUUUGGGGACAGCCUGCAGCUGGGCAGCUCCGUGUCCUUCCUGUGUGACGAGGGCUUCAUCCGCACCCACGGGGCUGAGAGUGUCACCUGUGUCCUGCAGGAGGGCAGCGUGGUGUGGGACAACGCCGUGCUGCGCUGCGAAGCACCCUGUGGGGGCCACCUGACGUCCCCCAGUGGAACCAUCCUGUCCCCAGGCUGGCCUGGCUUCUACAAGGACUCGCUCAGCUGUGCCUGGGUCAUCGAGGCCCAGCCUGGCUACCCCAUCAAGAUCACCUUUGACAGGUUCAAGACAGAGGUGAACUAUGACACCCUGGAGGUGAGGGAUGGCCGCUCCUACUCCUCCCCCCUGAUUGGGGUCUAUGAUGGCACCCAGGUGCCCCAGUUCCUGAUCAGCACCAGCAACCACCUCUACCUGCUCUUCACCACGGACAAGAGCCACUCUGACAUCGGCUUCCAGAUCAGAUAUGAAACUGUGAAGCUGCAGUCCGACCACUGCCUGGACCCGGGCAUCCCGGUCAACGGGCAGCGCCACGGCAACGACUUCUACGUGGGAGCCCUGGUGACAUUCAGCUGUGACCCUGGCUACACCCUGAGUGACACCGAGGCCCUGGAGUGCGAGCCCAACUUCCAGUGGAGCCGGCCCCUGCCCAGCUGUGAGGCUCUCUGUGGGGGCUACAUCCGUGGCUCCAGCGGCACCAUCCUCUCCCCGGGCUUCCCUGAUUUUUAUCCCAACAACUUGAACUGCACGUGGACGAUAGAAACAUCCCAUGGCAAAGGUGUGUUCUUCACCUUCCACACCUUCCACCUGGAGAAUGGCCACGAUUACCUGCUGAUCACAGAGAACUCCAGCUUUGCCCAGCCCCUGCAGCAGCUGACGGGCUCGCGGCUGCCGGCCCCGCUCAGCGCGGGGCUCUUCGGCAACUUCUCGGCCCAGAUCCGCCUCAUCUCCGACUUCUCCAUGUCCUACGAGGGCUUCAACAUCACCUUCUCAGAAUACGACCUGGAGCCGUGUGACGAGCCCGAGGUGCCGGCCUACAGCAUCAGGAAGGGGCUGCAGUUCGGGGUGGGGGACGUGCUGAGCUUCUCCUGCUUCCCGGGGUACCGGCUGGAGGGCGCGGCGCGCAUCACCUGCCUGGGCGGGCGGCGGCGUGUGUGGAGUUCGCCUCUGCCAAGGUGUGUUGCUGAGUGUGGCUCCUCUGUGACGGGGACCCAGGGUGUGCUGCUGUCCCCCAACUACCCCCUCAACUACAACAACAACCACGAGUGCAUCUACUCCAUCCAGAGCCAGCCUGGCAAGGGCAUCCAGCUGAAAGCCAGGACCUUCGAGCUGGAGGCAGGAGAUGUCCUCAAGGUCUACGAUGGCACCAACAGCUCUGCCCGGCUGCUGGGCACCUUCAGCCACUCGGAGCUGCUGGGCACCAGCAUCAACAGCACCUCCAGCUCCAUGUGGCUGGAGUUCAUCACUGACUCCGCCAACACCAGCAAAGGCUUCGAGCUGCAGUUCUCCAGUUUUGAGCUCAUCAAGUGCGAGGACCCCGGCGUGCCCCAGUUUGGGUACAAGGUGCACGACGAGGGACACUUUGCUGGCAGCUCGGUGUCCUUCAGCUGUGACCCUGGCUACACCCUGAGAGGCACCAGGGUGCUGGUGUGCCUGACUGGGGAGAGGAGAGCCUGGGACCAGCCCCUGCCGACCUGUGUGGCUGAGUGUGGAGGGACAAUCAGAGGAGAGACCUCGGGGCGGAUCCUUUCUCCAGGAUAUCCAACUCCCUACGACCACAACCUCAACUGCAUCUGGACCAUCGAGGCAGAGCCUGGAUGCACCAUUGGGCUCCAUUUCAUGGUUUUCCACACGGAGGAGUUCCACGACGUGCUGCGGAUCUGGGACGGGCCGGUGGAGAAUGGGAUCCUGCUGAAGGAGAUGAGCGGCUCGGGGCUGCCCGGGGACAUCCACAGCACCUUCAACUCUGUCAUCCUGCAGUUCAACACCGACUUCUUCACCAGCAAACAGGGCUUUGCCAUCCAGUUCUCAGUGUCCACAGCCACCUCCUGCAACGACCCAGGAAUCCCCCAGAACGGGAGCCGGAGCGGGGACAGCAGGGAGGCCGGGGACUCCAUCACCUUCCAGUGCAACCCCGGCUACACCCUGCAAGGGGAGGCCCAGAUCACCUGUGUGCAGAUCCAGAACAGGUUCUUCUGGCAGCCAGACCCACCCACCUGCACAGCUCCGUGCGGCGGGAUCCUGACGGGCCCGGCUGGGGUGAUCCUGUCCCCGCAGUACCCGGAGCCUUAUCCCCCAGGGAAGGAGUGUGACUGGAAGCUGACAGUGUCCCCUGACUAUGUCAUUGCCCUGGUGUUCAACGUCUUCAGCCUGGAGCCUGGCUAUGAUUUCCUGCACAUCUACGACGGGCCUGACUCCCUGAGCCCCCUGAUUGGGAGUUUUUAUGGCUCCCAGCUCCCAGAGAGGAUCGAGAGCAGCAGCAACAGCCUUUUCCUGGCCUUCCGGAGCGACGCCUCCGUCAGCAACGCCGGCUUCGUCAUCGAGUACACAGAGAACCCCCGGGAGUCCUGCUUUGACCCGGGGUCCAUCAAGAAUGGCACCAGGGUGGGCACAGACCUGAAGCUGGGCUCCACCAUCACCUUCUACUGUGAUGGGGGCUACGACAUUGAGGGGGGCCCCACCCUCACCUGUGUCAUGGGAGGGGAUGGGAAACCCACCUGGAACAAGCCACGCCCCACCUGUACAGCUCCCUGUGGAGGGCAGUACACAGGCUCGGAUGGAGUCGUCCUGUCCCCAAAUUAUCCCCAAAACUACACCAGUGGCCAGGUGUGCCUGUACUCCAUCGUCGUGCCCAAGGACUAUGUGCUCUUCGGGCAGUUUGCCUUUUUCCAGACGGCGCUCAAUGACGUGGUGGAGGUGCACGAUGGCCCCACGGAGCACUCACGGCUGCUCAGCUCCCUCUCGGGCUCUCACUCAGGGGAAUCUUUGCCAUUGGCCACCACCAACCAGAUCCUCAUCAAGUUCAGCUCCAAGGGUCAAUCCACAGCCAAAGGCUUUCAUUUUGUCUACCAAGCCGUGCCCCGCACCAGUGCCACGCAGUGCAGCUCGGUGCCGGAGCCGCGGCACGGCCGGCGCCUGGGCAGCGACUUCGCCGUGGGCGCCCUGGUGCGCUUCGAGUGCAGCCCCGGCUACAGCCUCCGAGGCUCCCCUGCCAUCCAGUGCCUGGCCAUGCCCGGGGCCCUGGCUCAGUGGAACUCCUCUGUCCCCACCUGUGUGGUGCCCUGCGGGGGGAACCUGACGGAGAGGAAAGGAACCAUCCUGUCCCCAGGCUUCCCCGAGCCCUACCUGAACAGCCUCAACUGCGUGUGGAAGAUCACAGUGCCCGAGGGAGCAGGGAUCCAGAUCCAGGUGAUCAGUUUUGUCACAGAGCAGAACUGGGAUUCCUUGGAAGUGUUUGAUGGAGGAGACAACACAGCCACCAUGCUGGGGAGCUUCUCUGGAACCACAGUGCCUGCUCUGCUCAACAGCACUUCCAACCAGCUCUAUUUGCAUUUCUACUCUGACAUCAGCGUCUCUGCUGCUGGCUUUCACCUGGAGUACAAAACCGUGGGCCUCUCCAGCUGCCCGGAGCCGGCCGUGCCCGGCAAUGGGCUGAAGAUCGGCGAGCGCUACCUGGUGAACGACGUGGUGUCCUUCCAGUGCGAGCCGGGCUACGCCCUGCAGGGUCACUCUCACAUCUCCUGCAUGCCGGGCACCGUGCGCCGCUGGAAUUACCCUCCACCCCUCUGCAUUGCCCAGUGUGGAGGAACAGCAGAAGAGAUGGAAGGAGUGCUCCUGAGCCCAGGAUUCCCAGGAAAUUACCCCAGCAACCUGGACUGCACCUGGAGGAUCCUGCUGCCAGUGGGGUUUGGUGCCCACAUCCAGUUCCUGAACUUCUCCACGGAGCCCAACCACGACUUUGUGGAGAUCCGGAACGGGCCCUACGACACCAGCGGCGUCAUCGGGCGCUUCAGCGGCGCCGAGCUGCCCGGCUCCCUGCUGUCCACCUCGCACGAGACCACCGUCUACUUCCACAGCGACCACUCCCAGAACAAACCCGGCUUCAAGCUGGAGUACCAGGCCUACGAGCUGCAGGAAUGCCCCGACCCGGAGCCCUUUGCCAACGGGGUGGUGAGGGGAGCUGGCUACAACGUUGGCCAGUCCAUCUCCUUCGAGUGCCUGCCUGGCUACCAGCUCAUCGGCCACCCCGUGCUCACCUGCCAGCACGGCACCAACAGGAACUGGGACCACCCCCUGCCCAGGUGUGAAGUGCCUUGUGGGGGCAAUGUCACAGCCCAGAAUGGGACAGUUUACUCUCCUGGCUUCCCCAACCAGUACCCAAAUUCCCAGGAUUGCACCUGGCUGCUGACAGUGCCUGUGGGCUAUGGGAUCCACCUGAACUUCACCCUGCUGCAGACAGAGCCCUACAACGACUUCAUCACAGUCUGGGACGGGCCCCAGCAAACAGCCCCCCAGCUGGGGGUGUUCACAGGCAACUCAGCCAAGAAAUCUGCCCAGAGCUCCUCCAACCAGGUCCUGCUGAGGUUCCACAGCGACGGCGCCAACGGCGGCAUCUUCGCCAUCGACUUCCACGCUUUCCAGCUUUUCCGCUGCCAGCCUCCCACCAUGGUUCCCAACGCCGAGAUCAUCACGGAAAACCAGGAGUUCAACAUUGGUGACAUCGUCAGGUACCGCUGCCUCCCCGGCUUCACCCUGGUUGGGAACGAGAUCCUCACCUGCAAGCUGGGCACCCACCUGCAGUUUGAGGGACCCCCGCCCACCUGCGAAGUGCACUGCCCCAUGAACCAGCUGAUGACGGAUUCCAGCGGGGUGAUCCUGAGCCAGAGCUUCCUGGGGAGUUACCCCCACUUCCAGACCUGCUCCUGGGUGGUGAGGGUGGAGCCAGGCUACAACAUCUCCCUCACCAUCGAGUACUUCCUCAGCGAGAAGCAGUUUGAUGAGUUUGAGAUCUUCGAUGGUCCCUCGGGGCAGAGUCCCCUGCUGCUGUCCCUCAGUGGGAAUUACUCAGCCCCUCUGACCGUCACCAGCAGCGGCAGCAGCGUCUUCCUGCGCUGGUCCUCUGACCAUGCCUACAACAGGAAAGGCUUCAAAAUCCGCUACUCUGCUCCCUACUGCAGCCUGCCACAGCCACCAGCCCACGGGAUGAUCCUGAGCCACUCCGGGCUGCGCCCCGGCAGCUCCGUGCGCUUCGGCUGCGACGCCGGCUACCGCCUGGUGGGACACAGCACCACCACCUGCAGCCAGCACCCCCAGGGCCACUUCCACUGGAGGGAAGCCACCCCCCUGUGCCAAGCUCUCUCCUGUGGCAUUCCCAGAGCCCCGAGGAACGGGGUUGUCUUUGGGAAGGAGUACACAGUGGGCACCAAGGCCGUGUACCAGUGCAACCAGGGCUUCCAGCUGCAGCCGGGCGCUGAGCCCAGCGCCGAGUGCCUGCAGGAGGGAGUGUGGAGCAACGGGAACCAGCCCCCUGCGUGCCUGGCUGUGACGUGCCCCGACGUGGGCAGCAUCGCGGUGGAGCACGGCCGCUGGCGCCUCACCUACGAGGUGCAGUACCACUACAACGCCCAGCUGAUGCUCAUCUGUGACCCUGGCUACUACUACACGGGCCAGAGGGUCAUCCGCUGCCAGGCCAACGGCACCUGGAGCAUCGGGCAGCCCGUGCCCACCUGCAAAAUUAUCUCCUGUGGGGACCUGCCCACCCCUCCCAACGGGAACAAGAUCGGGACCCUCACCAGCUAUGGGGCCACUGCCAUCUUCUCCUGCAACACUGGCUACACCCUGGUGGGCUCCCGGGUCAGGGAGUGCAUGGCCAACGGGCUCUGGAGCGGGGCUGAGGUCAGGUGUCUGGCCGGGCACUGUGGCGUGCCCAGCCCCAUUGUGAACGGGCAGAUCAACGGCGAGAACUACAACUACCGUGGCAGCGUGGUGUACCAGUGCCAGCCCGGCUUCCGCCUCAUCGGCAUGUCCGUGCGCAUCUGCCAGCAGGACCACCGCUGGUCCGGGAAAACGCCUGUCUGUGUGCCCAUCACCUGUGGCCACCCUGGCAACCCCCCCAACGGCCUCACCCAGGGCUCCCAGUUCAACCUCAACGACGUGGCCAAAUUCCAGUGCAACCCUGGCUUCCGCCUGGAGGGAGCUUCCCAAUCCCAGUGCCUGGCCAACGGCCAGUGGAGCAGCACCCUGCCCUCCUGCCGAGUUGUGAACUGUUCUGACCCCGGGCACCUGGAGAACAGCGUGCGCCAAGUGCAGCCCAGCGGCCCCCACAGGUUCAGCUUCGGCACCACCGUGUCCUAUCAGUGCAUCCACGGAUUUUAUCUGUUGGGAACGCACGUCCUGACGUGCCAGGGCGAUGGCACGUGGGACAGGGCCCUCCCCCAGUGCCUUUUGGUGUCGUGUGGCCACCCCGGGUCCCCUCCCCACGCGCAGAUCUCGGGGGACAAGCACACGGUGGGCUCCGUGGUCAGGUACAGCUGCCUGGGCAGGCGCACGCUGGUGGGCAAUGCCACGCGGAUGUGCCAGCUGGACGGGCGCUGGAGCGGCUCCCUGCCACACUGCUCGGGGGGCAGCCAGGGCGUGUGCGGCGAUCCCGGGAUCCCUUCCCACGGGAUCGGCCUGGGCGACGCCUUCGGCGUGGGCAGCGUGGUGAGGUUCAGCUGCGAGCCCGGCUACUCCCUGCGCGGCUCCUCCGAGAGGACCUGCCACUCCAACGGCUCCUGGAGCGGCACGCAGCCCGAGUGCGAAGUGAUUUCCUGCGGGAAUCCCGGGACGCCCAGCAACGCCAGGGUGAUCUUCAACGACGGCCUGGUGUUCUCCAGCUCCAUCAUCUACCAGUGCAGGGAGGGCUACUACAGCACGGGGGUGCUGAGCAGGCACUGCACCGUCAAUGGCACCUGGACUGGCACCAGCCCCGAGUGCACUGUGAUCAACUGUGGAGACCCCGGCGUGCCAGCCAACGGGCUGAGGCUGGGCAGUGACUUCACCUACAACAAAUCCGUGGUGUUCCAGUGCACUCCUGGCUUCAUGAUGGAGUCAGACAGAGCAGCUGCCCUCACCUGCACCAAGGACCGCACCUGGAACGGCACCAAACCUGUCUGCAAGGCCAUCACCUGCAGAGCUCCCCAGGCCAUUCCCAACGGGAAGGUGGUGGGAUCAGAUUUCAGCUGGGGUUCCAGCAUCAGCUAUGCCUGCCUGGAGGGUUACCAGCUGUCCCUGCCGGCCGUGCUCACCUGCGAGGGCAACGGCUCCUGGAGCGGGGAGAUCCCCCAGUGCUUCCCCGUGUUCUGUGGGGACCCGGGGACGCCGGCACAGGGCAGGAGGGAGGACAGAGGCUUCACCUACCGCUCCUCCGUCUCCUUCUCCUGCCUGGCCCCGCUGGUGCUCGUGGGGUCAGCGCGGAGAUUCUGCCAGUCCGACGGCACCUGGAGCGGGACCCAGCCCAGCUGCAUCGAUCCCAGCCUCACGACGUGUGCAGAUCCUGGAGUGCCUCUUUUUGGGAUGCAGAACAAUUCCCAGGGAUACCAGGUGGGAAGCAUCCUGUUCUUCAGGUGCCAGAAGGGAUAUCUCCUGCAGGGCUCCACCACCAGGACCUGCCUGCCCAACCUCACCUGGAGCGGCGUCCAGCCCGACUGCGUCCCCCACCACUGCAAGCAGCCCGAGACCCCAUCCCAUGCCAACGUGGGUGCCCUGGACCUGCCCUCCCUGGGCUACACCUUGAUCUACUCCUGCCAGAGCGGCUUCUACCUCACCGGGGGCUCCGAGCACCGCACCUGCAAAGCCGACGGCAGCUGGACAGGGAAACCCCCCAUCUGCCUGGCUGAUGUCCGGCCCAGCGGGAGGCCCGUGGGCACCGCGCGGGAGCCGCCGCUCGCCAAGGCCUCAGUGCCUGCGGAUGUGUUUGCCAGGAAUUCCCUGUGGAAAGGCUCCUACGAGUACCUGGGCAAGAAGCAGCCAGCCAUGCUCUCCGUCACCAGCUUCGACCCUGCCACCAGCAAGGUCAACGCCACCCUGAUCGACCACAGCGGGGUGGAGCUCCAGGUGUCAGGGAUUUACAAGAAGGAAGACGUGCACCUGCUGCUCCAGGUGUACCAGAUCAUGGGGCCACUGGAGAUCUUUGCCAGCAAGUUCAGGAAUGACAAAUGGGCUCUGGAUGGACACGUCUCGUCGGAGUCCUCGAGUGGCACCUUCGUGUACCAGGGCUUUGUGCGUGGCAAAGGCUUCGGGCAGUUUGGCCUCCAGAGACUUGACAUCAGCAUGAUGGAAAAUGAUCCUGAAUCCAUAGGCCACCACUUUGCAUCCAACAGCAGCUCCGUGGCAGCCGCCAUCCUUGUGCCUUUCAUCGCCCUGAUUAUUGCAGGGUUUGUGCUUUAUCUCUACAAACACAGGAGGAGACCCAAAGUCCCGUUCAACGGCUACGCCGGCCACGAGAACACCAACGUGAGGGGCACCUUCGAGAACCCCAUGUACGACAGGAACCUGCAGCCCUCGGACAUCAUGGCCGGCGAGGCCGAGUUCACCGUGAGCACCGUGUGCACGGCCGUAUAGCGCCGGCCCCGCGCGAUUCCUGUGGCCGGUGUCCAAUGUGGAUCCCACCUCACCAUCCAUCCAUCCCCUCCCCACCUCCCUGCUCCCGCCGAGGCCGUGGGGAAGCUGCUGCUCCUCCCUGGAAUUCCCCAGGGACUGCUGGAUCCACCUCCUCCAUCCUGC